AUUUGUUUUUAUUCCGCAACUUAAAUUUUUUUCCUUAUUUGUCUUCGUAUUUCCUAAGCGCAAGUGAUAAGUUACAAGUGGGCCAGUGGCCAUUAUUGUGCAGCGGGUUUUAUGUUAGAAUUUGGUUGGGGAACUGAAAAUUUCGGAAUGAGUAAGGACGUCGCACAAAAGCGCGGACGUAGUCCUGUCCGAUCGGAAGAUAAUGACGACGAAUGGAUCGGCCCAUUGCCAUCAGAAGCUGCGGAGCCUAUCAAGAAAAAAAAGACGCUACCCUUUGAAAAUGUCUUUUUGGACGCCUUGCCCAGUUCGGAUGCGUAUGAGCGGAGUUACAUGCACAAGGACCCUGUGGCGUUUGUCCGCAUGACGAAAACCGAAUUCCUUAUAACUGCUAGUACUGAUGGCCAUUUGAAAUUUUGGAAGAAAAUGGAGCGUGGAAUUGAAUUUGUAAAGCAUUUCCGAGCCCAUAUGGGAAACAUACAGUUUAUCAGCGUAAACACGACAGGAACUCUCCUGGCCACUAUCAGUUCAGACAAGAGCAUGAAAGUCUUCGACGUGAUAAAUUUCGACAUGAUCAACAUGAUGAAGCUGGGCUACACUCCGCUGACGUGCGAAUGGAUCCACGCUCCGGGCGAACCUGUAUCCACUGUCGCCGUAGCGGAUAAGGAUUCGCCGCGGAUACUCAUUUACGACGGACGCGGCGUGAAUGAACCACUGAAAGUGCUGGACACCCUCCAUCGCUCUCCCGUCGUGAUCAUGCGGUUCAAUGCUGUUUUUGAGACGGUUGUGUCGGUGGAUAAAACCGGUAUUCUGGAAUACUGGCGCGGUGCAUCGGGCGACUAUAAAUUUCCACAAGAUCUGCUCAAGUUUGAAUUCAAGAGCGACACGGAUUUAUUUGAUUUUGCGUCGAGUAAAUCUGUGCCAACAGGAAUUGAUUUCUCCAAAGACGGGAAACUGAUGGCUACAAUUGCCACCGACCGGAAAGUUCGCGUUUUCCGAUUUUUGACAGGAAAGUUUUACAAAGUGUUGGAUGAAUCCAUAAAAAGCUUCACAAGCUCUCUGGACGUGACAUCGAAGAUGUCCAUUGUGGAACGAGAGCGACGCAUUGCUGUAGAAAGAGAACUGGAAAAAUCGGAAGCGUUCAAUUACGCGAACAUAUUAUUUGACGACAGCGGAAAUUUCGUUCUGUAUGCGACACUGCUCGGCACGAAGGUUGUUAAUUUGGUUACGAACAGAAUAUCCCGAGUGUUGGGAAAAUCGGAGGGUCUUCGAUUCCUAAGCCUGGCAUUGUUCCAAGGGAAAAUUCGCACGAUGAAAGCGGCCACGACAAUAGAGGCGCAAGCCAGUGAUAAUCCCAUAAUGGACAUCGCAGAAUCGGAUCCCACGCUGUUCUGCACCGCGUUCAAGAAAAACCGCUUUUUCCUUUUCUCAAAGCGAGUGCCGCUAGAAACCGCAACCGAAGAGAGUGAUCGCGAUGUAUUUAACGAGAAACCUAGUAAGGAGGAAAUCCUUACCGCCACGGAAAGUCGCACAGAAAAACGAGUGUCAAACAGUGCCGUUAUCCAUACUACCUUGGGCGAUGUACAUGUUCAGCUGUUCCCCAACGAAUGUCCGAAGACGGUGGAGAAUUUCUGUGUUCACUCCAAAAAUGGCUACUUUAAUGGGCACAUCUUCCAUCGCGUAAUUAAGAGCUUUAUGAUUCAGACGGGUGAUCCGAAAGGCGACGGCACGGGCGGGGAAUCCAUUUGGGGCGGUGAGUUUGAGGAUGAAUUCCAUCCGACGUUGAAGCACGAUAGACCUUAUACGCUCAGUAUGGCCAAUGCCGGACCCGGAACAAAUGGAUCUCAGUUUUUCGUCACGGUCGUGCCGGCACCGUGGCUGGAUAACAAACAUACAGUGUUCGGGCGAGUAACCCGGGGCAUGGAAGUUGUACAGAAGAUCAGCCUGGCCAAAACACAUCCCAAAACCGAUAAACCAUACGAUGACAUUUCCAUCAUAAAUAUUGCUGUUAAAUGAAUGAAUUUGUUUUGUUGUUUUUAGUGUUUUGUAUCGCAUGUUUGACAUUUACAGUUUGUUAAUUUCACUGCCUCUGAAAAUGUUAUGCAAAGCUUUAGGGUUAGCAAAAUGGAAGGAUCAAUAAACAUAACUAA
Messenger RNA from Paramacrobiotus metropolitanus, 2147 nucleotides. Its product is annotated as peptidylprolyl isomerase domain and WD repeat-containing protein 1-like. Gene Ontology annotation, molecular function: peptidyl-prolyl cis-trans isomerase activity; protein binding. The coding region runs from base 112 to 2013 and encodes 633 amino acids. The transcript is spliced from 2 exons. Lineage: Eukaryota; Metazoa; Tardigrada; Eutardigrada; Parachela; Macrobiotidae. Gene Ontology annotation, biological process: protein peptidyl-prolyl isomerization. The record is from RefSeq and is a predicted model, not a curated record.